Molecule: messenger RNA, 2249 nt
Organism: Galendromus occidentalis (western predatory mite)
Lineage: Eukaryota; Metazoa; Arthropoda; Arachnida; Mesostigmata; Phytoseiidae
Gene: tw
Product: Protein O-mannosyl-transferase 2
Exons: 4
Coding region: 1-2055 (684 amino acids)
Biological process (GO): protein O-linked glycosylation via mannose
Cellular component (GO): endoplasmic reticulum; membrane
Molecular function (GO): dolichyl-phosphate-mannose-protein mannosyltransferase activity
Source: RefSeq, a predicted model, not a curated record
AUGGCUGUCAAAGGCCCGGACGAGCAACGACAAUGGGUUCUUGGGUUCAGCAUUGUUGUUGCCGUAUCGUUCGCUACUCGUUUCCAUAAAAUUUCCGAGCCGGAUCAUGUGUGCUGGGACGAAACCCACUUCGGUAAGAUGGGUUCGUGGUACAUCAACCAGUCGUUCUUCUUCGAUGUUCACCCACCCCUCGGCAAGAUGCUCAUUGGAUUAUCCGGGCACUUGACCGGCUACGACGGCACGUUCCCCUUCAACAAACCCGGGGACAAGUAUAACGAUACUAAGUAUCUCGGGAUGAGAGUUUUUUGCGCUUUUCUCGGAGCUGCCAUCCCUCCCAUGGCAUUCAUAGCUGUCGAGAGUUUGACGAAGAAAAUCUCAGCCGCCCUCCUGGCGUCUUCUCUGAUUCUAUUCGACGUCGGCAUGAUCACCCUGACUCAAUACAUUCUUCUGGACCCCCCGCUUCUGUGUUUCAUCAUGGCAUCGUUCGCUUCAUGUGUGACCCUGCAGCGAUUCGAGCCCUUCUCCAAGCUGUGGUGGACGUGUCUCACGUGUACCGGGGUCUUCCUCGCCUGUUCGAUCAGCGUCAAGUUCGUCGGUCUCUUCAUCGUGCUCUCUGUCGGUGCUCAUACGGCCUGGGAUCUGUGGCUGAUUCUCGGGGAUCUCCGGAUGCCGCUAUGGAAACUCCAGAAACAUUUCCUGGCUCGAGUUCUGUGUCUGAUUCUGCUGCCGAUCGUGCUGUAUACGUGUUUCUUCUAUAUCCAUCUGCACCGUCUUUCGAAAACCGGCAACGGAGACGGGUUCUACAGUUCAGAGUUCCAGGCACGUCUGGAAGGUAAUUCCCUUUACACAGCGAGUAUGCCGAGACAAUUGGCUUAUGGCGCGAAAAUUUCGCUGAAAAACCACAGAACCGGCGGCGCGUAUCUGCAUUCGCAUUUUCAUCUCUACCCUGAAGGUGUUGGUGCGCGCCAGCAGCAGGUGACGACUUAUUCUCACAAAGACGACAACAAUCACUGGAUUGUGAAAACCUGGAAUCGAGAACCAGCGGAAAACGAUACGGUAUCCCUGGUGAAAGACGGUGACCUCAUCAGACUCGAGCACGUUCAAACAAACCGGAAUCUUCACUCGCACCGAGAAGAAGCUCCCCUGACGAAACGCCACAAUCAGGUCACCUGCUAUGGGGAGAAAGGAGUCGGUGAUGCAAACGACGUCUGGCGCGUAGAGGUCGUCAAGGGUGCUGGCCCGGAGAGCGAAAUAAACACGGUCACGACGAAAUUCCGUCUGAUACAUUACCUCACCAGUUGCGCACUUCAAUCUCACAACAAACAAUUGCCAAAAUGGGGCUUCGAUCAAAUGGAGGUGUCCUGCACCCCGAACAAACGCGACAAGAAUGCAAUAUGGAAUGUCGAGGACAACUGGUUCUCGAAACUGCAGAGCGAAUCGUUCGAGAGAUACCGUCCGGGUUUCCUGCAAAUGUUCGUCGAAUCUCACGCCGUCAUGUUCCAGGGAAAUGCCGGCUUGAAACCGAAAGAAGGUGAAAUGACCUCGAGACCCUGGCACUGGCCCAUCAACUUGCGGGGUCAGUUCUUCUCCGGUUUCGAGUAUCGCGUCUAUCUGCUGGGCAACCCCGUCAUUUGGUGGGGAAACAUCGUCCUACUCGCAGUUUAUCUACUCAUACAGGUCGGCGUUUUUAUCAAGGAGAAGCGCCGAGGUAAACUCGUGGAAUCUCACUACAUAACCUCCUCGUGUCGAUGGUUAUUGUUAGGCUGGGCGUUGCAUUAUUGGCCAUUUUACGCCAUGGGUCGGGUGUUGUACUUCCAUCACUACUUCCCGGCGCUGAUGUUUAGUUCAAUGUUGUCGGGAGUCAUCGUAGAUUAUUUGAUAGAUCUCUUCGUCCCUCAAAGGCACAAAUCCUGGGCUUAUGCGGUUUUUCUGCUCACCAUAUUGUACAGCUUCUUCAUCUUUUCGCCGCUCGCCUACGGAAUGCAGGGGGCGACGGCGAAUAUGCCCAACAGUACGAUGUAUGGUCUCAGAUGGCUGGAAACCUGGGAAUUCUAGGCCCAUCUAGAGAUCCGAUAUCGUGCUCCUCGAACGUUUCGGAAAACGCGCUCCAAUCACGAGCGUGCUCAGUGCAAAUAUCAAACGUCGUGAAACCCGUGUAUAUUUUAACUUAUUCUCGGAGGACGACUCCGACCUUUGACCACCCAAUAAACGUCGGGAUGAGGAUGCCUGACCCUCUCUAAAUAAUGAAG